UGGACGUAGAGUUUUGCAGGACAGACCUUCUUUUGGCUGCAGGGCUUGCGACUUCCAGAUCCUCGCUACUGAAGUGAAGAGAAGCUGCUUUUAAGUCCCUGUUGGAAAUCAAGAGGCCUUGCAAAAAUAACACUUCCUGCAGGAAAAAUGAGUGAUAAACUGGACGACGGCUCUUUCAUGUUCACCUCAGAAUCUGUAGGAGAGGGACAUCCAGAUAAGAUUUGUGACCAGAUCAGUGAUGCAGUCCUGGACGCACAUCUGAGGCAGGACCCGGAUGCUAAAGUGGCCUGCGAAACUGUGUGUAAGACCGGCAUGGUGCUGCUCUGUGGAGAGAUCACAUCUCGGGCCAACGUGGACUAUCAGAAGGUGGUGAGGGACGCUAUCAAACACAUUGGGUACGACAACUCUGAAAAAGGUUUUGACUAUAAGACAUGUAACGUGCUGGUGGCUCUGGAGCAGCAGAGUCCAGACAUCGCUCAGGGCGUCCACAUUGACAGACGAGAAGAGGACAUCGGAGCAGGAGACCAGGGUCUGAUGUUCGGCUACGCCACAGAUGAAACAGAGGAGUGCAUGCCUCUCACCAUCGUCCUGGCUCAUAAGCUGAACUCAAAGAUGGCGGAACUGAGACGCAACAACACAGUGCCCUGGCUGCGCCCUGACUCUAAAACACAGGUGACGGUACAUUAUGACCAGAAGGAUGGAGCUGUGGUGCCUAAAAGAGUCCACACCAUCGUUAUUUCUGUCCAGCAUGACGACGGCAUCUCUCUGGAGGAGCAGCAGAGGAUCCUGAAGGAGAAGGUGAUAAAGGCCGUGGUUCCAGCUAAAUAUCUGGACGACAAAACCGUGUACCACCUCCAGCCAAGUGGCCGCUUUGUCAUCGGAGGACCGCAGGGAGAUGCUGGUGUUACAGGCAGAAAGAUCAUUGUGGACACAUAUGGAGGCUGGGGAGCUCACGGCGGCGGGGCCUUCUCCGGCAAAGAUUUCUCAAAAGUGGACCGCUCGGCUGCUUACGCCGCUCGCUGGGUGGCAAAGUCUUUGGUCAAAGCAAAACUGUGCAGGAGAGUUCUGGUUCAGGUGUCUUAUGCUAUUGGUGUGGCCCAUCCUCUGUCCAUCUCGUUGUUCACAUACGGCUCCUCUCAGAAAUCAGAGUCAGAGCUUCUCAAGAUCGUCAACAAGAACUUUGAUCUGCGCCCCGGAGUUAUAGUCAGGGAUCUGCAGCUGAAGAGGCCGAUAUACCAGCAGACGGCCUCGUACGGCCACUUUGGACGACCAGAGUUUUCUUGGGAGGUGCCUAAGGAGCUUGUUUAUUAAAAACUUCUUGUCUGGAUCGGCCACCUUGAAGAGCAAUCGAGAUGCUUCUUUAUGGACUGUAAUGUCCGACUCAUUCAGAUGUAUAAUUAACCCAGUCAGACCAAAGAGACCGUUUCCAGUGAAAUGGGAGCUCCAUUUCCACUUCCUUUGAACAGAACUGAAAUUACCAGAAGUAGAACUUUCAGCUUUUUAUUGUACAUUAGUUGAUCUUAACUUGCCUAAGCUCUGUACUAAAACCAAACUUAGAAAAAUAUGUUCAAGUUGCUUAAGUGGUAGAAGGUUCUUCAAUGAGAAGAGCUUUAAUGAAUCAGCGGUCCAAAGCAAAUGAUCAAACCAGCUUCACAACAACAACAAAAAACACUCUUAAGAUCAUUACUUCCGUACAACUACCUGAGGAAUAUAGUUUUUAGAGGGCAGUAUAAAGCAAUGAAACAACCUCAACUUUUAAUCCUAACGAGGUGCUUCUGACAAAUCAGAAAAUGCAGUUUUCAUCGCAUUAACUCAGCGGAGAAAGAUUAAAAAUAACAUUGCGUCUUAUAUUUUAGGAGUCUUUACUUUUUCCUGUACAUGUCCUUGGCUGUCUAAACAUUGCAGAAACAUCAACAUUGUUUAUACGUCAACAAAAUCCACGAGAUGGGAUCAUCUGUAUCUUUGUUGUUGUUUUUUUCAUUUUUGCUGUAAGUGUCGCUCAAAUUGGGGAAAUUGUCAAACUGAACCUUGCUUUGCUUUGGAACUUUGUGACACACAAAACUGAAGCUAAAUCGUUUAGUGGACCAUCAGUGUCUUAAUUUAUUUCCAAAAUCACCCAAUAUUCUGUGUUGCAGAUGUAAAAUUCCCUUCAAUAAUACUGACUUCUCUAUGUGUUGCUUUUCUGAAUGCGAGUUUGCUGCAUCAUGAAAUCUCUUUGCCGUCGAGCUCACUGAAACUCUCCGUUGUGGCAUUAAAUCUCCUGAUUUAGAGGAAAAAUAGGGUUACUGGAAGAUUUUCUAAAGGGCAUUCAGACAUUUUAAUUUUUAGCUUUCUUUUUUGUUUAAUCCCUUUGAAGAGACUGUAGAGGUACUAAGUGCGAGUGUGUUCAUCUGCAGCCAACAAUGUGUAUAUAAUAAGAGGUUUUCCUCUAUUUUGAGGUGUCAGUCAUCUGUGCCAUCCUCUGCCAUCUUUAUAGGCAGAGAAAAUGGACAAUGUAAAUAAUAAACCCAUAAAAGGAGAACAGAUGUGAACAGCUGCCUGCAGCAACUUUUAUUUUGCAGAGGGUAAUGGAGAAAAUUGUAUUUUUCUAUGCAAUACUAAUAUAAUGGAAGACGGCACAAAUAUUGCUACAUCUAUAGAUCCAUUUAAAAUAAAUGUAAAUGAAACCUG
Poecilia reticulata (guppy) is the source of this 2670-nucleotide messenger RNA. It is a transcript of the gene mat1a, whose product is annotated as methionine adenosyltransferase 1A. The record is from RefSeq and is a predicted model, not a curated record. Lineage: Eukaryota; Metazoa; Chordata; Actinopteri; Cyprinodontiformes; Poeciliidae. Gene Ontology annotation, molecular function: ATP binding; methionine adenosyltransferase activity. Gene Ontology annotation, biological process: S-adenosylmethionine biosynthetic process.